UUGAUUGUCCUUAUUUUUCAUCUUUUUUCCAUCAUCCUCUCUUGCCGGUAGCAUCGCUAAAAACAGGAGCACGACCGCCAUGAAGAGCCGCCGUUGUCGUCAUCUUCUUGGGCUGUCUCUGCAUGUGCCAUCCUCACCGUCGUUCAUCUGCAUCUUGCCAUCACCGAACCGCCGUCGUCGUUAUCUAGAUAUUUCAAUGGCUGCCGCAGAUGUUGAGUUCCGGUGCUUCGUUGGUGGGCUUGCAUGGGCCACCGAUAACGAAGCUCUAGAGAAAGCUUUCUCUGUCUACGGAGAAAUCGUUGAAUCGAAGGACCUUAUUAACGAUCGCGAAACUGGAAGAUCUAGAGAUUUCAGAUUUGUGACAUUUGUUUUUGAGCAAGCCAUGAGGGAUGCGAUUGAUGGCAUGAACGGCUCCAACCUUAACGGUUGUAACAUCACUGUCAACGAGACUCAAUCCCGUGGAGGUGGCGGAGGUGGUGGCUUCAGAAGCGGAGGCCGCGGUGGAUAUGGUGGUGGCGAAUUUAGCCGUGGCGGCGGCGGUGGAUACAGAGGCGGGACCAUCAUGAAGAUAGAUACAACAGAAACGGUGAUGGCAGCAGUGACUACGGAGAAAAAGAUGUGAGAAAAAAAAGAAGAUGGAAGAAGAAGAAGAUGAUGAGAAUAUUUAUAUAAUUUACUAUUUUAUUUUAUAAUUUUUUUUCAAGACCACAAGAAUUUGAAUAUACUUUACCCAACUAAAACAAAGCCUAGUUGCAUUAAUUUUA
Messenger RNA from Arachis duranensis, 764 nucleotides. Its product is annotated as small RNA binding protein 1-like. The record is from RefSeq and is a predicted model, not a curated record. The coding region runs from base 80 to 622 and encodes 180 amino acids. Gene Ontology annotation, molecular function: RNA binding. Lineage: Eukaryota; Viridiplantae; Streptophyta; Magnoliopsida; Fabales; Fabaceae. The transcript is spliced from 2 exons.